This is a messenger RNA of Dromaius novaehollandiae (emu), 695 nucleotides long. It is a transcript of the gene FDX2, whose product is annotated as ferredoxin 2. The record is from RefSeq and is a predicted model, not a curated record. Gene Ontology annotation, cellular component: mitochondrion. Bases 34 to 564 code for a protein of 176 amino acids. The transcript is spliced from 4 exons. Gene Ontology annotation, biological process: P450-containing electron transport chain; positive regulation of oxidoreductase activity. Lineage: Eukaryota; Metazoa; Chordata; Aves; Casuariiformes; Dromaiidae. Gene Ontology annotation, molecular function: 2 iron, 2 sulfur cluster binding.
ACGUGACGGCACGGCACUCACGUGACGCCCGUCAUGGCGGCCUCCGUGGCGGCGCGCGGCGGGGGCGCCGUGACGCGGCGGCUGCUGCGGGGGGCGGCGCGGGGCCUGCGCGGGGCCGGCGGCGGCGGCGGGGCCGCGGCGGAGCCGGACGGGGACGGGGCCGCGGCGGAGCCGGCGGGCGCCGUGGUGAACGUGGUGUUCGUGGACCGCGCGGGCCGCCGCGUCCCGGUGCGCGGCCGCGUCGGGGACAACGUGCUGCACCUGGCGCAGCGGCACGGGCUGGAGCUGGAGGCCAGACCCACCUGGACCGGCUCCCGGCCCCCGACGAGCGGCCCCGCGCUCCCUGGCCGGGCUGCUGCGGCCCCCCGCGCCCCUCCGCGCCGCCCGCUGACGCCGGCUCUGGCCAGGGAGGACGAUCUGCUGGACAUGGCGCCGCUGCUGCAGGAGAACUCGCGCCUGGGCUGCCAGAUCGUGCUGACGCCGGAGCUGGAGGGGGCCGAGUUCACCCUCCCCAAGGUCACCCGCAACUUCUACGUGGACGGCCACGUCCCCAAGCCCCACUGACGGGGGGCAGGGGCCGGCCCGCGCCGGGGGGCCGGAUCCCCCCAGCCGCGAAGAGGACGCCGCCGGCCCGGCCGCGCCGGAGGGGACGGGCAGCGGGACGGUGGCACCGGGCGCCGGCGGGGCCCCUCGGC